This is a messenger RNA of Bicyclus anynana (squinting bush brown), 8316 nucleotides long. It is a transcript of the gene Nuak1, whose product is annotated as NUAK family SNF1-like kinase 1. Gene Ontology annotation, cellular component: cytoplasm. The transcript has 27 exons. Gene Ontology annotation, molecular function: ATP binding; tau-protein kinase activity; protein serine/threonine kinase activity. NCBI's taxonomy places the organism in Eukaryota, Metazoa, Arthropoda, Insecta, Lepidoptera, Nymphalidae. Gene Ontology annotation, biological process: microtubule cytoskeleton organization; protein phosphorylation; intracellular signal transduction. The record is from RefSeq and is a predicted model, not a curated record. The coding region runs from base 238 to 7053 and encodes 2271 amino acids.
GUCUGCUUCAUUUGUGGUCUGUGGAUGGCAGCGAUUGCCGUCUGCUGUCUUACGGAUUUAUUGCGAAAAUGGCGCAUUAUGUGAUAUUUUCACGAAAUUUAUCAAUUAAAAGUGAAAAAUUGUGUAGUGCUGCUUUGUGAUGGUGUGUUACUUUACAUUAAUGACAGUGUACUUCGUGUGAUAAAUAGGACUUCGACAUUCUUUGGGAUAUUGGAUUACACAUAAAAUAAAGACAAAAUGGUGGUGGGUGAGAGCAAACGUACCAACAUCAUGGAUGGCAUCGAGAACACCGGCGACGUGCGCCUGCACGACCAUCGGCUGCGACUCAAACAGAGGUUUGAUAUAGUCAGAAAAUUAGGUCAAGGAACAUAUGGAAAAGUGCAACUUGGAAUCAAUAAGAAGACUGGACAGGAAGUUGCUAUUAAGACGAUAAAGAAGUGCAAAAUUGAAACCGAAGCAGACCUUAUACGCAUAAGAAGAGAGGUGCAAAUUAUGUCUUCCGUCAGGCAUCCCAAUAUUGUACAUAUUUAUGAAGUAUUUGAAAACAGUGAAAAAAUGAUUUUAGUCAUGGAGUAUUGUUCAGGUGGCGAACUUUACGACUACCUCAGCCAAAAAAAAGUAUUAGAAGAAGACGAAGCCAGGAGGUUAUUCCGGCAGAUAGCGACAGCUGUUUAUUAUUGCCAUAUACACAAAAUAUGCCAUAGAGAUUUAAAAUUAGAAAAUGUUUUACUUGACGACACUGGGAGUGCUAAGAUAGCCGAUUUUGGACUUUCAAAUGUUUUCAAAGAGACGUCAUUAUUGUCCACGUUUUGUGGAUCACCUCUGUAUGCUUCACCAGAAAUAGUUAAAGGAACGCCUUAUAUCGGACCGGAGGUAGACUGCUGGUCAUUAGGUGUGCUAUUGUAUACUCUAGUCUAUGGCGCCAUGCCAUUCGAUGGUUCAAACUUCAAGCGGCUUGUUCGGCAAAUUAGUAACGGAGACUAUUAUGAACCAAAAAAUCCGUCAACUGCGUCACCACUCAUUCGGGAUAUGUUAACAGUGGAUCCAUUGAAGAGAGCUGACAUUGCGUAUAUUUGUGAUAAUCCCUGGGUGAAUAUGGGCUACGAAACAUCAUGUUUGGAGAUGUCGGAGGCGCUGGCGGCGGAGACCCCCGUGCGCCUCGACCUGUUGCUCUCACUGGCACCCGCCGCGCCGUCCAGUUCUAAUAGUGUCGUUGUUCCAGAGCAGGCCGACCUCGGCCCUGAGGAGAGCUGCACAGACUUGACAAGUUCCACUUCAAUGGCUGUGGAGCCGAGCAACUCAGCUGAGAAGAGGAUUCUUGAACUUGUUGCUGAGGGCGGGGAGGACGCGAUAAAACCGUCGCCGACUCGCACGCUGGUAGCGGCGGCCGACAACAAGCGAAAGUACGACGCUGCCAUGUCUGCAAGCGGAUUGUUGAGGAAGAAAGAGCGCGUCGCUAGUUGUGCUAGUGUGGCGCCGAUAUCGCCUGCGCUGCCCGAAGAGGACGCGAGGCAAGCGUCUCCGCCACCCGAAGAAGAUGAUUAUUCAUUACAGAUUACGCAACCCACACUGAAGUCCUCAGCAACCAUGACGAUCUCUCCAGCGCCCACAAUGCCGCCGCAACCGGUCAUGGAACCUCCCGCAGAAAUAAUCUCAGAUGUGCCAAAAGAUGAGCCAAAGGAACAACCUAAACCAAAACUUGUAAUCAAGAAAAAGCCUUCGCCGCCUAAAGUCGAGGAAAGGACGGAAAAGUCAGAGGAACCAAAGGCGGAAGAACCGAAGCCAUUGUCAGUGUCGUCGACGGCGGACAAGCUGACGUCGCUCACCCUGACACAACCCACACCCGCACCGGCGUCGCCCGCUAAGCCCAAGAAGCUGUCCAUACCGGGAGGUCAUGUCGGCAGCUUCAAGGAGCAGUUCGAACGACGUGCAUCUUUGACCACUGCCCCGGAUACUAAACGAAAUCUUUCUAAGCCAGCAGUGUCCAAGAUAGCCAAGCCGAAGGCGCAAAGUGAAGAUCGCGAACUUACGCUCAAGUCUCCCGACAACGGCACGGUGCGACUGCAGCAGAUCGGCAUUGAACCUACGCCGCUAUCGCCGCAGACACCCAUAGAGGAAAUGAAUCGCGGCGGAGUCAAGAAGACGGAGAGCGAGCCGGCUAACAACACCGCGCCUCUCGACCCGGCCGUUGUAUUGCAGGACGCUAGAAGGAGUCUGCAGAACUCGAUGGCGAAGCUAGCGGAGGAGCGCGCAGGCGAGGACAACCGCCGCCGUGCUGCGAGAGACAUCAUCUCCACAGCUAUACGUACAGGCAAGCCGCCCGUGCCGUACGGUCGGUCGUCCUCCGCCGGUGUCGCGAGCCUGGCGUCCCCGCCGUCGACGCCGUCCGCGCCCGCGCCCGCUACCGCGCCCGUCGGCUCCGCGUCCUCGCCGCGCGUCUUCCGCACGGAGGCGAUGCACAGCGUCAAGGACCACAGAAACAGAGGUGUAUCAGUGGAGCGCAUCAUCCCAAUAACGAUGUCGGGCGAGGAGCCGCCGCCGCAGCAGCGCUCGGGUCAUAUGACCCCCGUGACGCCGCUCACCCCCGCCACCCCCGCCACGCCCGUCACCACGCCGCCCGGCGCCGUCACCUCGCCCACAGCGCACGCGCGCAUCACUCAGACGCCACUGAGGCGGCUGGCGUCAACGGAGUCGACAGGCGAGGCGGUGUCCCCGUCGACGGGCGAGCCGAUCAAGAAAUCAGCGCGCGAGUUCAUCAUACCCAUCGCAGUGGAGGGCAAGGGCUACGUGACCCCUCGCCAGAGGAGCCUCGAGCCCGAGCAGAUGCCGACGCGCCUCGGCCGCUCCACGGCGCCGCGGCCCCGGCGAAUCAGCAGUCUGGUGAGCGGCGGAGAAUCUGAAGAAGAAGAUGACACACACAUGCACAGAUUACGGUCGACGCGAGCCGCCCGCGCUGAGUCUGUAAGCUCCGGGGAAGAAGACGAAGAAGAUGAAGGAUUCCAUCUGCUCACUGCGGACAAUCUCUUCUCCACUCUGUUGCACCGAGUGCGAGCUCUCACGCAGCGGCUGAACGGUGAAGAGGGCCCCGGCUUCCAGCAUCACCCGCAUUCGAUCUUCAACAACCUGCAGUCGCCAUUCUUCAACAGCCCUCAUUUGCCCCGAAGACAUCUCUUACGCGAGGGCUGGGGCUCGCGCGAGCUGCACGCGCCGUUCGACUCCAUGUUCAACAAGGCGCGCUCGCCGAUGCCGCGAGGUAGUAGUAAGAAAACCGCCAAGCACCAAACGAGAGCCUCGCAAACCACGGACGCGACCGACGGGCUAGAUCUGUCCGACCUGGAUCUCAGUUCUAUAGAGUUUUCGGAGCGCGAGAUGCAGGCGCUGUCGGGGCUGACGCCGGCGCUGUCGCGGCGCCUGCAGAGGCAGCUGCUCGCGCACCUGCCGCCGCAGGCCGCCGCGCGCCUGCGCCGCACGCUCUCGCUGCACGCCGCCAAGCCCGCCGCCGCGCGCCCGCCCUACGCGCGCAGCCACUCCGCCUCCAAGACGCUCGACGCGCGCUCCCCCGACGACUCGUCAAACGACCCAUCCGUCCAAACGCAACACCCGUCGUCAAACGACGCAAACGUCACCAACACAACAGAACAGAUAGAAAACGCCGCAAAAGAGGACCGCCUUGUAAUUGACUCUGAAAUGAAAACGCUCGAGGAAAUAGAUAUACCUUCAAAAGCUUCAAAAGUAAAUGCCGAAGUUGACGUUAAAACUUCAAAAGAAAAAGAAGUUCCUGUAGAUGACGAAUCCGUGAUUGAUAUAAAAACUAUAGAUUCCGCGGAAGUAAAAACCGCUGAAGAUAAUAAAGCUUCCGACGAUGUAAAUCUUUCCGCGCGAGUAGAUACCCCUGAGACGAAGUCUGGCCUCUGUGAUAUAGCACGAUUUAAAUCGGAAGAUGCUUCUUUCUCUGCACCUCAGUUCUGUACUCUUCCUCGUCUCAGACGACGUUCGACUCUCAGCAGAGAAUCUUUGUCUCCGACUUCUGAAUUCGGCUAUGGAUCAGCAAAAUUGGAAUCCUUAAGCAAUGAAUCCGUUGGAUCUAAAAAUGACUGUAUCCGACGCACCCCGGAUCGUCCUUUAUUAAGUAAAUAUUUGGCACCAGAACGACAUCUCUCUUUAGAUGAGACGUAUUCAUCGGACAGUGGUAGUAUUCUUUCGGAACCUAGCUACAUUGCAGCUUAUGGAGCACCUGCACUAAAUAACACACCUGGUUUAGGAUUUAGGCGACACUCUCUGCGUUUAACUGGAGAUCAACCUAAGAAACGUAUUUCCAGAUUCCUACGAUCAGACUUCUUUGAUACGUCAAUGGAUGAUAGUAUAUAUGCUAAACAUAAAAAGGAGAAAGAAUUGGAAACGCAAAAAAUUUUAAAAGAAAUUAGAGAUAAGAAAAAUAAAUCUUUAGAAUCUGCAUCUAAAAGCCCUAACGAAACGCUUGACGAACCUGAGUCUAAAGAUGAUUAUUCUGUGAAAAAAUGCCUUUCUCCAAUAGGUAAUUUACUACUAAAAGAUCGUAGUCGGUCUACCACGCCAUAUUUUCCUAUAUUAGACAACAUUAAAGAAAGUAGUCUGGAUUCUAGUACCAUUACGUCCGAGCAAAACCAGAGUGAUGAUUUUAACCAACAAUCAGUUCUAACUGCGCUGAACAAAGAAUCAAAGAUGAUCAGACCCAAAAGCUACCCUAUUAAAAGUUUUGAUUUAUAUGAAGAUACAAAUCAAAAAAGCACCUUGGUAGAAAGUUGUAAAAAUCCAGAUAAUGAUGUUGAAGAUAAAAAAAUAAAUAGAGAAUCAAAGUUAUUACGGCCUAAAAGUUAUCCUACUAGUACCCCUUCUCCUGAAAAAGUGUGUGUAAAUCGAAAUUUGAAAAAAGAUGAUACAAAAUCUCCUAAAGAACUUACUAACACUGAAAAUAAAGCAGAUGUAGAAGUAAGUUUUAGUGUAACAUUACCAAAAAAAUUUAAAACUACAGCUCAGUCGGAUUCACAAAAAAAACUUGAAACAACAGAUCUACAUGUUGAUUCUAAAUUAGAAAGUAUUAAAGAAAUUGAUUCCACUUUAACUUUAAAGAAGUAUCAAGUUGUCAAUCAAACAGACGAUAAGACUGAAAAGGAAUGUAACACAAAUGAAAUUCAAUUAAAGAAUGUCAAAAAUGAAUGUGUGAAAAAUGGAAUCAUAAAGGAAGAAACAAAAUCGAAUUCUACAGACAAUCAAUCGGCCGAUAAAAAGGGAAUAGUUAAGAAAAAAAUUGUAAAAAAGGUAUCUAUUAAAUCAAAGACUGAUUCAAAUGCAAAUGAUACCAAAGCAACUGAUGAAAAGAAAAAGGUUACAAAAAAAGUGAAGGAAAAAGUGAAUGACGAGAAUGCAAAAACUGCUGCACCGAAGAAGAAAUCUGUAUUUCAAUCCAUUGGACAAAAGUUAGAAAAACUUGCAUCGUCUAAAUCGAACUCUCCUGAAAAAAAUUCUAAUAAUGACACAGCUACUAAUGAGUCUAUUAAAAUCAAUCGUACCCAAAGAGAAAAUUCGGUUCCUGUCAAUGUCGAUCCUCCGACUGAAUCUAAUUUAAUUAAGCGAGCAGUUACAAUAACUGAUGUUGCAGCAUUGGAUAAUCAAAACAUUACACAAAACAAAACAACUGUUUCUAAAGUUUUAGGUCUAUUUAAAAAGUUUGAACCUAAGGAUAAAAAUAUUAAACCUGCUGAAAAAAUAAAUACAGAGACUGGAAAUGUUACCCUUAAAGAAAUAUUACAUAAACAUGAUAACGCAGUGGAUCAUAGUUUAGAUUCCGAAGAAAAACCCAAGCGGCCAACUUCGUUACUGUUAAAUGGUUUAGGUCGUAAAACUCGAUUAAAUAGGACCUCAAGUGACGCUGGUAAUGCAGUAGAUGAGAAUGACGAAUAUUUAGUAGUUAAGAAAGAAAAUGAUUCCAAAAACAUUAAAAAUUCUUUAAAAUUAGAUUUUUCUAGACUGCCAAGAGUUAAGAAAAUAGUUCCUACUAGUCCUGUGAUAGAACCACAAAUUAUGAAUAGUUCUAGUGUCGAGAAGAACGUUGAAGUAAAUUGUUUGCCAGAAAAAAAUGGAAGUAUUCCGGACGGUUCUGCUAAAGAAGAUAUAGCUGAUCUACAGAAUCGAAGUCGAUCACGAAGCAGGUCUACAUUUUCUAAUUCCGAUGUCAAAUCGGAAUCUAGUGGUCUUAAAGAAAAAUAUUCUCUGCCUGACAGCACCACACAUCACAUUCCUCUGCGAAGUCUCGAUUCUAUUAGUCCUGAAAAAGAAGAUGUUGUUGAUAGAAUUCGAAGAAAAAGUUUUUACUCUCGAUUUAACGAAAAGAAACAAAGGCGAAAAAGCAAUUUAGUGGGUCCCGGGGCAAUCGAAUACGAUCCCCUGGCAAGAAUACAUUCUCAUUCAAAUGAAUCGAAAUAUGACGCAUCACCAUCUUCGCCUGGGAAUUAUGAUUUGUCGCCUGGUUUAUCGGUUGGGUCGGACAUAUCGCCCUCUACGGAACGCUAUAGAUCUUUACUUACUGAUUUACCUUCGACAAGAACCAGUUUGAGGUAUGAUGGCAUAAAUGAUAAAAUUGAUAUGUACAGAUCCCUCGACCGGAAUGAUUUCAGAAAGCAUCCAGGAAGAAGUUACCUUGAUUACGAUCAACCAUCUUCCUAUAGCACAAAUAGAUACGCCAGGACGAAAUCAUUGUUCGACAGUUCAGAUACCGGCGAAGAUCAAUCGUUCAGUCUGACUAAAGAACCGCACAAAUACAAUCGUACCAACUCCUUAUUUUCUCCAGGAAGUUAUGCAACUUACAGACCGAAGCGAACUAGAAACUCCGCUAUAAUACUCAAAGAAAGUGAAAAGGAGCCUAGUCCAGAGAACAUAUUGGAUAAAAUAAGGCAAAGAAAGAUUUCUAUCAGCGUUACGAGAAAAUCUGAUUCUGAAAAGGACUCAGUGCCUAGAUCCAUUGACUCACCUAAAGGCGAAAGCGACUGUUCAGAACGCUCUUCGAAGGUUGACUGAGAGGCGCUACUGAUGUUACUGUCGACCAUAGCGUUUCCCUAUUGUUACGCAUUUCGUAAAAUUUAGCUAUUCACAGGUAAUCUUAAAAUACGAUGUUAUUUCGAAUCUCUAAAAUAAUUUAGUUGUUACAUUUAGGUCAGAAUCUCCUCAAAACUCCACUGUUACCUUUUCUUUACAAAUAAUAAGUAUACUUACAAUUUUAAACUAUUAAAACUUCUUGCCAAUCCUAUGUAGUUUACAUCUGCGAAGUUAGAUCUUAGACUGAUUAACACAUGAAAAAUUAAUUUUAGAAUGGCACGAAAUAUGGUGCGUCAUUUUGUCGCUAUUUUUAGCGCUCGUUAAUAUCAAUAGUUGUCAUUGCUUUGUAGUAUAUAAUACAAUCGACUUACAAACAAUUGAUAUUCACACAAAAUCGUUUAUUUGAUGUAUUAAGUAGUACAGAUAAUAAAAUUGCACUACAUUAUUUAUUCGACGAGAAGUUUGUUAGGAAUAUACAACAUUUUGCAAGUACAUAUGUAUAACAUUUUUUGAAACUUUUAAUGUGAAUUGAUCUUAUGUGCCUUUCUAUCAUAAGCAACUGGAUUUGAUACUCGGGUUCAUUGAAAUGAAAAUGACACAAGUUUUAGUGUUUUUUGCACAAAUAUUUUAACUCAAUAUGUCUAAUUUUAAUUUCUUUUUAAAUAUUACUAUCGAUUGUUGGUAAACUAAGUCAUUUUUAAGUUUAAAUGUUAUUUAACCAUAAUAUUGUAAUGACUGCUUAGUCAAAUUGAAACAGUAAUCGAAUAGAAUGGUGCUUAGUUGAAGGUUUUCUUAGGAAUAAUUCGUAUAUUUAUAGAAGAAAGUUACUGUCACAUACAUGGACGUUUACAUAGGUAAUAUAUAAAUAGCAUGUUUUCGAGUGAAAAGAAUAUAUUUUGUUAGUAACCAACAAAAGUAUUUUUAAGUGAAAUAGUUACUGUUUUUCAUUUGUUGCCAUUGUUGUCAUCUCUAAACCUAUUAUAUUAUUAUGUCAGUGAAAACUAGUCUGUGUAAGGCGUCCGUAAAGCAAUAAUAUUAUCGCGACUCAUUUUUGUAUUUUUAGAUUUUGACAUUAUUUAUUACUAUUUAUCAUUACUCUAGAAUCGUAAUGGUUAUAAUUAUUAUUUAUUAGUGUGUGGUGAUUAAUAAUAUUUUGUAAUAAUAGUUAAUACAGACUGUUUUGAAUGUUAUAAUUGCUAUCACACACGUUUUGUAUUGAAUGUGAAUAAAUUAUAGUUGAGAAAA